AUGGAGCUUGAUGACUUUUUAUCUUCUCCUCCUCCUGGGGUCGAGAUUCAGAAUCUCCUUGGACGCAGUAUAGUGAAAUGUGUCUCGGACGGCGUCUAUGCUGUUGCUGAUAACUUUAUCCUUCCAUCUGGCAGAAGGGUUAUUUUUAAUGACACUCUGGGACAGUGAGUAUGUUUGUACUAAUGGGUAAUUCUAUAGAACUACUGUCUCUUUCCCCAAUAUUAUCAGUCAUUUACUAAAGUGAGAAUUGUCAGGCAUUCAAAGUGAGCUUCUUCAAACUUAAGGCCAAAGUAGCUGAACUUGAAGUGUUGCUGAAUGGAGACGAUUUUCAUUUUGACUAGACUGGCCUCAAACUUGAAAUUAUUUUAUUUUUUUGUGAAUAACUGUCUACAACUCCACAUGGAACAAAAUAGAACUCCGUUGAGGUUAUGGGUUAGGUUAAAUUAACUUGGACAGUUUCCCACCUUGUGUACAAAAAGUGUGAAACCUAUUCAGUCACUAAAGCAACACUCCAAGCACGUUAACCAAUUCAGCCUGCUGUAGCAAUUCUGGUGCUAGGAUUGCCUCGGUGCCCACCCACCGUAAAUGGCCAAACUGUUUUUUAAGAAUGGUUUAACCUCUUACCUGGCUUUUUCCAGUGAUCCACCUUCCCUCUCUUACUGCCUGAGCCUCGUGCAUGGAGCUUCUAUUUAGUUCCACAGAUCUAACCUCUGCAGUUCAAGGCAGCGUUCCUUAACUGAGGCUGUCAGAUGAGCACUUUCUGUCAAUUGGCUCAGUGGCUGGGAGUGUCUGAAUGGACCCAGGUAAGCUAUCAAAUUAUUUUUAAGUGGUUUGAUUACAUUUUCUGGGAUGGCACCAGGACACUCCUGGAAACAUAAUCCUACAAUGUGCUGUAGUAGUCAUGGUACUUGGACUGUUAAUUUAAAGUAAGACUUUAGUGUUGGGAAUACAGAGCUGUAUUCCCAACACUAUAGUGUCCCUCUGUCUGUGUGAUCCCACAGCCCUUGUCCAUGAAAGGGUUAAAAUCCCUUCCAGUCACUUACCAGAUAUCAGCGCCAAGGUUACUUGGUGCUGGGCUGCGCUCCUCGUCCUCAGUAAGCCGAUUAGUGGGGAUCAUAACGUGUGGCAAGCGUGCGUUAGACUUUCUCCAAAGGAAAGCACUGACUCGAUCCUUUCCUCUAAGGAUUUAGAAGAUGCUGGAUGUUUUCACUCAGUGAGAAUGUCCAACAUCUAGUGGCGGUCUCUCAUACAGAGGCAGUCAGAUCCCUGCAAUGUAAGCACUGUAGUAUCUCUAAAACUGCAAUAUUUUACAUUGCGGGACUUGGGGAGAUCGGUGUGCCUGUAGUGUCCCUUUUAACUUCAAAAACACAGAUGCGCUGUAUAAAGUGUGUGUGUGUGUGUGUGCACAUCUGUAAUGCAACUUUCAUUUUAUUAAAGAAUUCUGCUUCGCUAAACAAUUUUGUAGUAGCUAUGUGUUGGAGUCUGACAGACCUGAUGAGUCUUUUAAACAGUUUGGGGAGCCAAUUUUAGAGUUCAAACCAAAUGUUAAAAACCACUGAUCAAGGGUAAGGUUUGUCAAACUCCAGUGUGCUAACAACAAACAUUAUGGUUUUAGGAACAUGCCUAUGUAUGUAAUUUUAUAUAUUGCACCUGAUUGCAUCUAACUUUCCUAAAUGUACAAUUUUCUGUUUCUCAAAUUUUACUGGGGAACAGUAAAUCCAAGUAUUAAUAGUGGGAAUAUGAAUUGCUUGUGGUUUGUUUGGUGUUUUUUUUUGUUUUUUUUUCACAAUUUAAAGGGAUAGUAAAGUAGAAAACAAGUAUUGCUUAUUUUAGUAGCAAACGCUAAAAUCUUGUGGGGAUCACAUGCAUUCUCACUCUGAGUUAUACAUUUCUUCUCCCCACCACAAGAAUAUAAUCAUUUGACUUAAUUGUGUACUCCAUGGUAAAAUCAUCAGGGGGGAAAAGUUGAGGGACUUGUAUGUUCAAAUAUAUAUGUUCCAAUUUUGACAUGACUCCAUUUACUUCCCAUUAUAAAAUACCUGGCAACGAUAGAUAUGAGACUGUAACAAAAUACAAAUAUGGGGUCUUUUGAGUAGUGGGUCACACACUGUGAAAUUCCCAAUGAAUCUGGUGUGUUUAGUGGCAGCUGAAGAAAUUUUUGAUCCUGGGUGAAACUUGGCUAAGGUUUCUAAUGUUUAAGGAGGGGAAAAACUGUUUCUAGAUCAGUCUGACUUCUUUCUGGGGGUCUGCAGCUCUGCUGGGUGUGAUUGUGUGGUAAAGGUCUUGAACUUUGACACUUGGUGUCAGAGUGUUGCAGUGGUAACCUGCGGUAACGCUCUGAUUGGGCGAAGCUUACUGACCACUACUUCAUGACCGGUGUAUAGUCGCCAUAUGGGCAGUCGGAACCUAGGACAGAAACCCCCACCUACCUAACCCAAUAAUACACUGACAAUAGGGUAUAUGGGUAAAAUUGUCCACAGCUUUUAUUAACCAUUAUAAUAAUAAAUAUAAUUAUCAUUAGUAAUAAUCAUAACAAUAUAAUAAUAAAUUUAACAUAAAUAUGGGUCAUUGCCCCCAUACUCCGCCCUCGCAUCCUUCUUUUAAUAUAACGGGCAAUGACCCCCAACAUACUAACACACAUAUCUUUAACAAUUUACAACCUUACUCCAACAUAACAAUUUAAGUGCCAACCAUAAUAACCACGGCAGGGGUAUACCCGGAUACUCCUACCCCACCAGGUUCUGAGCAACCUCCAGGACUCGAAACCUACCAACCACCAGUGACCACAAUUUCCAUGUCCGUGCUGUUCCUCAUGGGAGCCUAUUUCCUCUUCCUCGGCUCCCUAUCCCGCCGCUGUGACAAAACGGGAUACCAUCAUUUAUCUCAAAAGCCCAGGGAGGGUGGGUGGGACAAACUCAACCAGGUAGGAAAUUAAAUGUGCUCUGUCCAAAAUGGCUGCCUACUUAAGUAGACCAACCCCUUUCUCCCACAAUCCACCAGUCCUGGCCGGCUCCUCCUAACCCCUGUCAAGGCCCUCCUCCGCUAAGCUGUGCUUUGGCUCCUUGGGGCUACAGUCUGCAGACAGGAGACUGUACUCCAGGGCAGAGUGGAGCGACCUUGCACCUGGCAGUAUACAGGGUAAGACCGGGCCAGGCUCCCUCCUGGUGUUGUUCCCUAAGUCACGGACCUAGGAUCUGACGGAUCAUUCUGCCAUUCUUUGCUGGCCUGAGUUAAUCACUGGUUAGGCGAACUUGUUACAUUUUUAGAAACUGGUUCACACAAACCAACUGGAUCCCACCACUGUAUAUGAACAAAUUUUGUGUUUUUUUUUUUUUUUCUCUUCCUUUAGGACCAUCAAUAUAACCUCACGGGAGGAAUAUGAGGAUGUAAAACAGAAGCUGUAUACCAAGCUGCUUAUUCUCAUCAUAUUUGCCUGUGAGACCAAUGAAGAUGAAUAUGGCACAAGAAAAUACUUUAAACCCACCAAGUGUAAGGCCAUUACCUGUGCUUUCAACAUCUUUAAUGUUAUUUACUAA
Pelobates cultripes (western spadefoot toad) is the source of this 3536-nucleotide messenger RNA. NCBI's taxonomy places the organism in Eukaryota, Metazoa, Chordata, Amphibia, Anura, Pelobatidae. The record is from the annotation of a GenBank genome assembly.